UUAUUUAUUCUUCUCAUUAGCAUGCAUGUGUAUACACGCACACAUAAAGGACAAAUUAGACAACUCGAACACCAUUAGCAGAUCAAUAUUACUUUACUUUCAAACCCUUUUCUUUCCUCAUUCCAGAACCUCAAAUGCAUGUGAUUCUAUGGUCCAGACCCAAAUUCGUUAUAGCUCAUCUCAAGCUCUUCAAGUAUAGAACUAGUCAUUCAUCAACUACCUUUCCCGCCACUUCCAAACCAAUCCACCCAGACCCGUUUGUCCAGCCUAAUCCGCACUCUCUCUCUCGCCUUCUGAAGCAACGCCCACCAAUCUCUCAUCUCGAACAAAUUCAUGCACAAGUUGUCACUCGAGCAUUAUCAUCGCAUUCUUCUCUGACUGACUCUCUCAUCCAUUGUUACCUCUAUGCUAAGAACCUCACCACUGCAAGAACCAUAUUCGAUCGAUAUCCUUUGUUUUCUCCGCCAAUUCUACUAUGGAAUCUCAUGAUCAGAGCUUACUCCAAACUCCAAAAUUCUCAAGAACCCAUCAAUCUAUUCCGUCAGAUGGUUGCGUUAGACCAUCCAUUGCUGGUUGUCCCGGACAAGUACACGUUCACCUUUUUGAUCACUUCUUGUGCUCAUCAAAUAUCGGUAUUAUAUGGAGAAAUUUUUCAUGGGUUGGUGUUGAAAAAUGGGAUUGGAUCUAAUUUGUUUGUGGGCAAUUCAUUGAUGAAUAUGUACUCUGUUUUUGGGAGAAUGGAAGAUGCCCACAAGGUAUUCGGUGGAAUGUCUGAAAGAGAUGUAUGCUCGUGGACUAGUCUGGUAUGUGGGUAUGCAAAUCAUGAGGAGAUGGAUAGAGCCUGUGAAAUCUUUGACUCAAUGCCUGUGCGUAAUGAUGUAUCAUGGGCUGUUAUGAUUUCAGGUUUUGUUGGACGUGAGAAGUACAUUGAAGCCCUAAGAUAUUUCCAAGAAAUGUUAUGUGAUGAAAAUGUGAAGCCCAAUGAGGCUGUUCUUGUUUGUGCUCUAUCUGCUUGUGCUCAUCUUGGAGCCUUAGAUCAAGGGAAUUGGAUUCAUGUCUAUAUAGACAAGAAUGGAAUUUUGGUGAGCUCAAACAUUUCCACUGCUCUUAUUGAUAUGUAUGCAAAAUGUGGGAGGAUAGAUUGUGCAAAUCGAGUUUUUUAUGGGCUUCCUCGACGUGAUGUUCUCAAUUUUACAAGCAUGAUUUCAGGGUUAUCAGUUCACGGGCUUGGUAAGGAUGCACUGCGUGUUUUUGGUCAAAUGUUGGCUGAGAACAUUAAGCCUAAUGAGAUCAGCAUCCUGGCGGUUCUAAAUGGAUGCAGCCAUUCAGGUUUAGUAGAAGAAGGUUCAUUAAUCUUCCACAGAAUGGAAAUCUCGUGGGGGGUUUCACCCAAGAUUGAGCACUACGGAUGCUAUAUUGAUUUACUUGGCCGUGCAGGUUACUUAGAGAGGGCAUACGAAGUUGUUAAAAGCAUGCCCAUUGACCCUGAUAUUGUUAUAUGGAGAGCUCUGCUUAGUGCCUGUAGAAUCCAUCACAAUGUGAAUCUUGGAGAGCAGAUCUUAAGUCAUGUUGAGCAACUGUACUCUGGUGAUUGUGGUGGAGGUGAGGUACUUCUUUCUAACUUGUAUGCUUCUCUGGGUAGACAGGAGAGAGUUGCUCAACUGAGGAAGGUAAUGGGUGAGAGAAAGAAUGAUACAAGCCCUGGUUGUAGUUGGAUUGAGGUGAAUGGCGUUGUUCAUGAAUUUCGAGUUGCUGAUCAGUUGCAUCCACAGAUUUUGGAGAUACGAGAAAAGUUGAAUGAAAUUAUGGAAAGAGUAAGCCUUGAAGGGGACAUUAAUUCGGAUAGUGAAAAAUUUAAGGACGUGUGAAGAUUGUCAUUCAGCUCUGAAGGCUAUUUCCAAAGUUUUUGGUAGAGAAAUUAUUGUUAGAGACCGUUCUCGUUUCCACGCAUUCAAAGAAGGAAACUGUUCGUGCAACGAUUACUGGUAAUUAUCUGUUCUUUCGUUGAUCUAGCUGUA
This is a messenger RNA of Cornus florida, 2018 nucleotides long. Its product is annotated as pentatricopeptide repeat-containing protein At2g29760, chloroplastic-like. NCBI's taxonomy places the organism in Eukaryota, Viridiplantae, Streptophyta, Magnoliopsida, Cornales, Cornaceae. Gene Ontology annotation, molecular function: protein binding; RNA binding. The coding region runs from base 135 to 1868 and encodes 577 amino acids. The transcript has 2 exons. The record is from RefSeq and is a predicted model, not a curated record. Gene Ontology annotation, biological process: RNA modification.